GAUAUAUAAUGGGGUCUUUUAAAAGCUUCGUAUAUAAAAACAGACAUGCUCUGCAACUGUUGCGUUCUUGCCUCCUCCACUGGUUUCUUCGGCUUUUUUUGUUUUUGUUUUUGCUGGUUGGUUGGUCUGUCCGUUGAGUUUUCCCCAUAUAUGUGUGUAGAGCGCCAUUGCUUUAAUUUGGCGUGCUUUGCUAAAAAGAAACAAAUCGGGGAAGAGAAAGAAGAGUGUGGGGAAGGGGAUUGUGCCAAGGGGUUGCGAGGGUUCUUUCUCUGCUUUCUCUUUCUUCUUUAAUUUUUGGGAGAGAGAUAUAAUUGUUUUGGAGCAGAACUAGAGUGACGGUGUUUGGUUAGGAGGAAACUCGGAGAGAGAAAGCUUCGUUUGGAGAUUCUUGUUUGGGUUCGUUCUAUUUGAAGGGGACGAGUUGGACAAGUUGGGUUGAGGUUAUCAAUAUUAAGCGGUGUUAUAGAAUGUUCUAAUUGGGGAGGAAAAGCUGGAAAACACGUUUAAAACUGUGAUUUGAGACCUAAAUUCCCGAACCCCAUUUUCUUAUUAUUUUGUAACAACAAAAAGAAAAUUGCAGAAAGAAUAAAAAACCUCUUGCUGCUCAGCCAUGUUUGAGCGAGAGAGAGAGAGAGAGAGAGAGAGAGAGAGAGAGGCUUUUAAACUCUUUACAGGUUUCGUUCUUUAAGUUCUGUUAAAGGUGUGUGUACGAAUGGGCAUGCAAGGGAAGGAAUCUAAUACCUAAAACGAAGAUUAAAUUGGGUUCCUCGAAGAGCAAAUUACGAGGCGCUUCUUUCUAUCAGAAACUUCCUCAGAGUCUUCGAGCAAAUGGGUUCGAAUCCGUCGGAAAUGCAGGAACCGAGCAUCGACACCGACAAGCUCAGCUACGAAAUCUUCUCCAUCCUGGAGAGCAAGUUCCUCUUCGGCUACGACGAUCAGAAGCUCUGGGUUCCCAAACCGAUAGCUCCGGCCACCGAGGCUCAGCCUCAAUCUCAAGCCCAAGUCCAAUCGGCCACCGUCGAUAAUAGCGUCUCGGCGAUCAAGAACCAGAGGGGUAAAAUCUGUAUUCUUAGCAUCGACGGCGCUGGCAUGCGAGGCAUUCUCUCCGGUAAAGCUUUGGCAUAUUUGGAAAACGCGCUCAAAGUGAAAUCCGGUAAUUCAGAAGCCAGAAUCGCCGAUUAUUUCGAUGUCGCCACCGGCUCCGGCGUCGGAGGUAUUUUCACCGCCAUGCUCUUUUCCUCGAAAGACCAGAGACGUCCAAUUUUCAAGGCUGACGACACGUGGAGGUUUCUGGCUGAACAAGGGAAGAGAUUUUACCGCUCUUCUGGUUCCGGUUCUAACGGCGCUGGUUUCUUCAGGCGACUAAUCAGAGGUGGCUCAUAUAGAUCGACCAGCGCAUCCGCGGUCGGUUUGGAGAAAGCGAUGAAAGAGGCUUUUUCGGAUAACAACAGGAACCUAACGCUCAAAGACACGUUAAAACCAGUGUUGAUCCCUUGCUACGACCUGUCCAGCACGGCACCGUUUCUGUUCUCCCGAGCCGACGCGCUCGAGACCGACAGCUUCGACUUCCGUCUAUGGGAGGUCUGCCGCGCCACUUCGGCGGAACCGAGCCUAUUCGAGCCGGUCCAAAUGCGGUCCAUCGACGGCCAAACCCGGUGCGUGGCAGUUGACGGCGGUUUAGCCAUGAGCAACCCAACGGCAGCGGCAAUCACGCACGUGUUGCAUAACAAACAAGAGUUCCCGUUCGUACGAGGGGUGGAGGACCUGUUGGUGCUCUCCAUAGGAACGGGUCAGCUUCUGGAGGUGAACCAUGACUGCGACCAGAUCAAGAAUUGGACGGCCAAGGAGUGGGCUCGACCCAUGGCUCGUAUCUUGGGGGACGGCUCGGCCGACUUAGUUGACCAGUCCGUGGCCAUGGCCUUCAGCCAGUGUAGAAGCAGUAAUUACGUCCGCAUUCAGACAAACGGGUCAAGCUUGGAUCGGUGUGGACCCAAUGUAGAUACAGAUUCUAGUCCCAGCAAUGUAAAGAUACUCAAUGGAUUAGCAGAGGAGAUGUUAAAACAGAAAAAUGUUGAGUCGGUGCUCUUUGGAGGCAAGAGGAUUGGAGAUCAAAGCAAUUUUGAGAAGCUCGACUGGUUUGCCGGAGAACUAGUUUCGGAGCAUCAGAUGAGGAGUUCCAGAAUAGCUCCCACUGUAGCUUUCAAACAAGCUUCCCCAAAACACACCUAGACUACUACCAUAACAGUAUUACAAACCAAAAAGGU
Molecule: messenger RNA, 2264 nt
Organism: Juglans microcarpa x Juglans regia
Lineage: Eukaryota; Viridiplantae; Streptophyta; Magnoliopsida; Fagales; Juglandaceae
Product: patatin-like protein 6
Biological process (GO): lipid metabolic process
Source: RefSeq, a predicted model, not a curated record